Pestalotiopsis fici W106-1 is the source of this 1278-nucleotide messenger RNA. RefSeq lists its product as uncharacterized. NCBI's taxonomy places the organism in Eukaryota, Fungi, Ascomycota, Sordariomycetes, Amphisphaeriales, Sporocadaceae. The record is from RefSeq and is a predicted model, not a curated record. The coding region runs from base 1 to 1278 and encodes 425 amino acids. The transcript has a single exon.
AUGGCAGGCAACUCGGCCCCAGGCAACGUCCAAGAGACUCCGGUGCCUGUUCCAAAGCCUCAGAUUCUCCAGGCCCAAAGCCAAAUUCACCAACCCAACCCAACAGCACCCUCCGUUCCAACUGUUGCAGGGGCUCCUGCCUCGACAGCCGUGGACAACAAAGGACAUGUUGCAGCUGGUUCUACUGCUCAGUCUGCAUCCAUGACACAGCCUCCCAACUUAGCAGGACAGGCACAGGUGAAUCCGCAGCCUAUUUCCCGUUCUGCGUCAGUUCCAGCCGUGCAGACUCCGGUUCCAGCCCCAGUCCCACCGCUCAUGGCUCCGGCGCCAGCUACAGGGGUUCCGGCACCGGCAUUGGCAUCGGCAUCGGCAGCAACACCGGCAACAACAACGCCGGCAGUGCAAGCAGCAUCUUCUGCAUCCCCAUCAUCAGGACCGUCAAAGGUGACACUAUCUACAUCAAGUGCUCCUUCCAACACAACUGCAAUCACCUCUACCCCACCUCGUCCAUCUUCCCCAGAAAUUCCCGUCGUGGAGCCGUUGACUCCUCCUCUUGCCCCCGUUCAAUUUCCACCUCCCAGACAGAGUCAUACUUAUCUAAACCAUCCAGCCGAACAAACUGUCAUCCAGCCACCAGCUCCCGCGCCUUUGGACUUUGACAGCAAUCCAGACGUUCUGGCUCUAAAGUCGACCAUGGCCAUUCUGCAGAUACAAGCAGCCAAGGCUAAACGUGACAUGGUGGCUUUGCAAAAGGCAAAGGAGGCAGCACUUGCCGACCCAGAGGCUUUCAUGAAAGAUUUACAGGAGGGAAAGAUCCAGAUGGGCGGUAGCGGACUGUCGGCAUCACUGGAACACGAUGAUGACUCAGAUUCGGAUUCUUCUGGCGAUGAUGACGAGGAUGUAGCCAUGGACUUGACAAAGGAUGAGCAAGCGAGUGAUGCUGUUAAGAGUGAGCCCAAAGCUCCUGGAUCCGAGAAAAAGCCAAAGCCGCAACGAAAGCCGUGGAGCCAAUUACCUAAUAAGCAAAGCGUCGCGCGCAUGCCGGCCAUCAAUUGGAGUCAGUACGCCGUGGUUGGAGAAUCGCUGGACAGACUUCAUAAUGACCAAGUGGCACGGCCGGCUCAGGGCACUCCAGCAACACUUGCCGCCGAUGGCACGUAUGUGUUCCAUGGUGAAGGACGUCAACAGGAAUUCAAUGGUAUUGCAGCACCAUUUGAUCCCCUCAAGGAUCAACUGGCGAAGAAGUCGAAGCCUAAGACUCCAAACCGCCAGGGAUAG